UUGAAAUAGUAUGGGGUAGAAUCGAUCGCACGGAAUGAGUCGCGCAAAAUUCUUUAUGACGUUUCCAAUCCCGCCUUUGGUGUUCUUUAGUGCAAUAGAAGACGGCCUUGCACCGCGAACACUUUAAUAGCUUGUCAGUCCUGUUACAAACUACGCAGAUCACCGUUGCACCUAUUUGAACAUCACCGCCGGGUGUCUGCGCACGACUGACUGUCGGUCCGGACAUGUUUCGUCGUUUAUUUCGCGGCCACGAAUGCCGACGACAUUUCUCCAAGCAGGGAAGUCACACACGCACUUGAUCUGCGUACGACACUACCGCGCUAUCGGAACACCGCACUCUUUUGCUUAUACUACAAACGUUGGUUUACAUACUAUAUAUGUAUUAUCGAAUCUGCAAAACACACCUAUUGGCGCAACGAUGAUCAAAACAUUGAUCUUUAAUAUCCAUUACUACCUAUUACGAUUGCACGUAAUCCUAUAUGGUCGUCUGUUACCAUUUAAUUACACUCCACCAGAUUUUUCGAAAAGUCAUUUAAAAGUUAUGUGUCAUAUACUAUUUUACAUGUUCGUCUUCUUUAAAGCAGCGCCACUCCAUUGUAUAUAUCUUACUUUUUGCUACCCAACAUGGAUUCGGUACGUUUAUACAGAGUUCACGAAAGCAGCCUUCGAUUACCUUUGUGAUAGGUCAUGAAACGUUUCAUUGUUACAUUAUGAAAUGCACCCUGUUGGUAAAAAUGUUUCGUAUAACAAAAUGAUUAAAGAACAAAGAUAUAUAGAAACGAUAAAGUUGUUAACACUUCUUGAUUCUUAUACCUCUUCUAGACCCUGUUUGUCUCUACUUGCAUAUUGUUACUUUUACACACAAGACUUUAUAGCUUCUGCUCAGUGUUACGAAAAAUUAAUUCAAUUGUGUCCAGAUGAAAACAUAUAUAAAUUAUAUCAUGCUCAAUCUUUGCAUCAAGCAUGUAUGUAUCAAGAGGCUUGGACAAUAUGUUCCAAUAUUAUUAAUCAUAAUAAUUUAGAAUCUAAAGUAAAAAAACUACAGGCAGCUAUAAAAUAUGGUCAAGAAGAUAUGGUUGUUGCAAAAAGUCUUGUUGACCAAUGUCCAAUGGAUGAUAUUGAUACAGAAAUUAAUUUAGGGUGUCUUUUAUAUAAGGAAGAACAGUAUGAACAAGCUUUAAAAAAAUUUACAAAUGCAUUACAAAUCGCAGGUUUUAAACCUCGUUUAUCAUAUAAUGUAGCACUUUGUUAUUUUAAAUUGAAAGAAUAUGCUCCAUCAUUGAAAUAUAUUGCUGAUAUUAUUGAACAAGGGAUAAAGGAACACCCAGAAUUGGGAGUAGGAAUGACUACAGAUGGUAUAGAAGUCCGUAGUGUUGGAAAUACAUUAACAUUGCAUGAAACAGCUUUAACAGAAGCAUUUAACUUAAAGGCUGCAAUAGAAUAUCAAUUGCAAAAUUACGAAGCAGCAAAAGAAGCGUUAACAGAUAUGCCUCCAAGAUCUGAAGAGGAACUUGAUGCGGUUACUUUGCAUAAUCAAGCUUUGAUAAAUAUGGACACAAAGCCAAGCGAGGGAUUUGAAAAACUCCAAUUUUUACUACAACAAAAUCCAUUUCCACCUGAAACGUUUGCUAAUUUAUUGUUAUUGUAUUGUAAAUAUCAAUAUUAUGAUUUAGCAGCUGAUGUCCUAGCUGAAAACGUACACCUGACCUAUAAAUAUUUAACCCCGUAUUUAUAUGAUUUUUUGGAUGCAUUAAUUACGCAACAAACUUCGCCAGAAGAAGCAUAUCGUAAAUUUGAUGAUCUUGGAAAUAAACAUAUGGAGAUAUUAAGAAAAGCAACAAAGCGGGUUCAGGAGGCAAGAAUGAAUCACGAUGAUAAUGCUGUUAAAAAAGCAGUAACUGAUUAUGAAGAAGCUUUGGAACGAUAUGUACCUGUCUUAAUGGCUCAGGCCAAAAUUUAUUGGGAACUUGGAAAUUAUAUGCAGGUUGAAAAAAUUUUUCGAAAAAGUGUAGAAUUUUGCAAUGAGCAUGAUAUAUGGAAGUUAAAUGUAGCUCACACGUUAUUUAUGCAAGAGAACAAAUUUAAAGAAGCAACGGGAUUUUAUGAGCCCAUUGUGAGGAAAAAAUAUGAUAAUAUUUUGGAUGUAAGUGCUAUAGUACUCGCUAAUUUAUGUGUAAGUUAUAUUAUGACAUCUCAAAAUGCAGAAGCAGAAGGUCUAAUGAAAAAGAUAGAAAAAGAAGAGCAAGCAAUUUCGCGAGAAGAUCAAGAUAAAAAAUUAUUUCACUUAUGUAUUGUAAAUUUAGUAAUAGGAACAUUGUAUUGUUCUAAAGGAAAUUAUGAGUUUGGUAUAACCAGAGUAAUGAAAAGUUUAGAACCAUACAAUAAAAAAUUAGGAACCGAUACUUGGUUCUACGCGAAGAGAUGUUUCCUCUCCCUUUUGGAACAACUAGCAAAACAACUGGUAGUUUUAAAAGAUUCAACGCUUCAAGAAUGUAUACAAUUCUUAGAACAUUGCGAAGUUUAUGGAAGAGAUGUAAUUACGGUGGUGGAACAGCCUUUCGAUAUGCAUGACAUGCUUUCUAUGACUCCACAAGGAAAACAAACAGUUGUAUAUGAAGCACGGUAUUUAAAAACGCUAUUUUUAAGGUUUCAAAUGUCUUAAAUUAUUGAAUGCUCUAAAAAUAUUUAUUAAA
Molecule: messenger RNA, 2693 nt
Organism: Nomia melanderi (Alkali bee)
Lineage: Eukaryota; Metazoa; Arthropoda; Insecta; Hymenoptera; Halictidae
Gene: Ttc30
Product: tetratricopeptide repeat domain 30
Biological process (GO): intraciliary transport
Cellular component (GO): axonemal microtubule; intraciliary transport particle B
Molecular function (GO): intraciliary transport particle B binding; protein binding
Source: RefSeq, a predicted model, not a curated record